GGAGGCGGAACGGAGGCAGCGGGGACAUCGGUGCCGGGGCGGCCCUCGAGCCUCCAACAGAGACAGAGCGUUGUGUUGGACCUCCCGGCUGCAGCUCCGCUGUGGGAUCUGCCCGGGACACCUCUGGUUGUGCUGAGCUGCCCGGCCCAAGCGCAAUGCAGACAGGACCAGAUUUAAGCUGGAUGGAAUCAGGCCAGGCUUUGACCUUCAUUGGCCACCAGGAAACAGAAGGGAAAGGAAACGUUCAUACAGGAGCAAAACCUCCGUGGCUAACAGAUGAAGAUGAGGAAGAUGGAAGCAAACAACAAAUUGGACCUUCAUAUGAGGAAUUUCUCAAGCAAAAGGAGAAGCAGAAGCUCAAAAAGCUCCCAGCAGAGCGUGUUGGUGCCAAUUUUGACCAUACCUCCCAGACGGGGGACAGCUGGCUUCCUUCCUUCGGCCGGGUUUGGAAUCAUGGCAGGAGGUGGCAGUCAAGACAUCAGUUUAGAGCUGAAUCAGGAGGAAAGAAGAAAAAAAGGUGAUCAGAAGAACACGGAAGAAACCAGGCUCCGAUCUCUGCGAAAAGGUGGACUAGAGAUAGCUGUACCUUCUGUCAGUGCCAAGGUUUUCAGUACUUGUGUAUGUAUGUACACAUCUAGAUGCAUUCAGUCUCUUGAAAGGUCAUAUUAGCAUGGAAGUGAUGAAUUGAGCACCAUUACUGAAAGCUACACGUCAAGGGGAUGCUGCAGCAGAUGCACUCUCUCUCAAGAGCAUGUACCAUGUAUCUAGGCAUUAAUUUCUGAAGUCGCAGACAAUACAAAGACAGAUCCUGCCAGCAGGGAUAGUCCAUUGCCCAGACAGUGCCUUCAUAGACAGAAAUUCCACCUUACACAGCAUCUCUUGCCAGUGUCCUACAUUGCAUUUUAGCAUAGUAUCUCUUUAAAUAAACUUACUAAAAAAUCCA
Messenger RNA from Meleagris gallopavo (turkey), 943 nucleotides. The record is from RefSeq and is a predicted model, not a curated record. Lineage: Eukaryota; Metazoa; Chordata; Aves; Galliformes; Phasianidae.